Molecule: messenger RNA, 1390 nt
Organism: Pyrus x bretschneideri (Chinese white pear)
Lineage: Eukaryota; Viridiplantae; Streptophyta; Magnoliopsida; Rosales; Rosaceae
Product: WAT1-related protein At1g43650-like
Exons: 6
Coding region: 242-1351 (369 amino acids)
Cellular component (GO): plasma membrane
Molecular function (GO): transmembrane transporter activity
Source: RefSeq, a predicted model, not a curated record
AAAAGAAUAUUUCCACCAUCGAAAAAUGCCCUUUUUUUAGGUUGCACCAUAAAAGUAAGGUUUGAUUAUUGGCAUAUUGGGAAAACUGAUUAUGUUUUCCACUAGCUAAAUAUUCGAUGAAGUAUUAGAUGGGCUUGUCAUUUGUCAAGCAUGAACCUUUAAAAUUACUUCACAAAUUAUAAAAGAAAAUCCACUAAAACUUGAAGCAAGUGAAAAUUUAGCACAAUAAGGUUUGACAUCCAUGGAAGGAAGCACUAAUUAUUACUUGGCAAUGAUACUGGUUCAGCUGAUAUACGGCGGAUCAAACGUCCUCAUGAAACUAUCCCUUCAGGAAGGACUCAAUCAGAUUGUCUUCGUGGUUUACAGGCAUGUUCUUGCCAUGGUUUUGGUAGGACCAUUUGCUUAUAUGCUUGAAAGGAGGCAGAGGCCUUCGUUCUCAUUUUCGAUAGCUGCAAAGAUUUUUGCUCUUGCAUCACUAGGGACUACCAUCCAUCUUAAUAUGUUCUAUGCUGGUUUAGCAUACACUUCUGCAACAGUUGGAUGUGCCUUGAGUAAUGUUAUCCCUGCUUUCACGUUUCUAGUGGCAGUUCUUCUCAGGAUGGAGAAAUUGAACAUUAGAAGCACUCGAGGUCAAGCUAAGGUGGUCGGAACCCUUCUUUGCCUUGGCGGUUCUCUUAUUUUCACCUUCUGGAAAGGAGGAUACCUAUAUAAAGGUUUUCUUGAGAAGCCACUGAUAGAUGGUUUCAACGCUGAGUCUGUUGGCAAGAUUCAGCAUGUCAAAGAAAACUGGAUCAAGGGUUCUGUGCUGAUUCUGACGAGUUACUCUGCAUGGAGUGCAUGGCUAAUCCUCCAGGCUGUGAUCUCCAAAGUCUACCCUGCUCCAUUGUCACUAACCACCAUGGUAUGCUUUUCUGCAUCGCUGCAAUCUUCUUUCCUUGCCCUGUUUUUUGCUAGGAAUCCAAGCUCAUGGAAACUGGAGUGGAACCUUGAGCUGUUAACCAUCGUCUACUUUGGAGUUCUGACCACAGCAUUAGUCUAUUGCCUGCAAACAUGGUGCAUCAGUCACAGGGGACCAGUUUUUUCAGCAAUGUUUAGUCCACUUCAAGCCGUUACAGUGGCAGUGUUUUCGGCAAUUGCUUUCGCGGAGCGACUUCACUUUGGCAGCUUGAUUGGAGCACUUCUCAUUAUUGCCGGCCUUUACUGCGUUCUGUGGGGAAAGAGGAAAGACAGUCUGGUUGCUGAACACGGAGAGAUUGGAAAAAUGACGAUCGACGAUAACAAAGUUGCAGAGAGUUCCAUGAAUGAAAUUUCAGUAACCAACCCGGUCAGUGGAGAAAAGACAAGAUCAUGAAGACAAAUUUCUUUUUUUUCGCCGUUGGAUCAUAAAAAA